GAGAAAAGACCAUCUUCGACUUUCAGGCCAUUGAUGACGCUGAAUCUCUAAAUAUCUCCCAAAUCCUUUGCUUCCACCAGUUUAGCUUCUUCUCCAACCGAAACAUCCAAAAUUUUCCGGCGAGCGUUCGCGGCGGAUAUGGAAAUUAGUGCUCCCCAAAGCGAUUGCAGUAGAAUGGACGGGUGGCUCUAUCUGGUGCGCUCCAAUUCGAUCGGGCUUCAGUACUCCCGCAAAAGAUACUUCGUUCUUCAAGAUCACUUGCUCAACAGUUACAAAUCCAUACCCGACUCCAAAAACGAGGAUCCUGUCAGAAGUGCAGUUAUUGAUUCCUGCAUUCGGGUGACGGACAACGGGAGAGAAAAUAUAAAAAGAAGGGACAUUUUUGUUUUCUCUCUUUAUAAUACUUCAAAUCAUAAUGAUCAGCUCAAGUUGGGAGCAACCAGUCCUGAGGAAGCUGCGAGAUGGAUUCAGGCUAUCCAAGAAGCAGCUUUGAAGGCAGAAACAAACCGGGGAAAUGCAUUGGAUUUCCCAGUGCACGACUCACAGUCUUUAAGGUCUCGUCGCCAAACUUCAGUUGACUGGACUUAUUUUUCUUCAUCAACUACAGAUGCGAGAUCUGAUGUUGUUGCAUCCUCUUCUUGGACAAUCUUUGGUUGUAAGAAUGGACUACGGCUGUUUAAAGAAACUAAAGACAGGGAAUCUCAAAAGAGGUGGGAUGACAAUCCAGCAAUAAUGGCUGUUGGAGUAGUUGAUGGAACUUCAGAGGCCAUUUUUCAAACACUCAUGUCUCUUGGUCCUUCAAGAUCAGAGUAAUUUUCAUAUCACACUAUCACAGUGCAUAACUUCAUAUAUGGUGACUUAUAUGCCAAGGCUUAAUGGCCUC
This is a messenger RNA of Cuscuta campestris, 883 nucleotides long. The record is from the annotation of a GenBank genome assembly. NCBI's taxonomy places the organism in Eukaryota, Viridiplantae, Streptophyta, Magnoliopsida, Solanales, Convolvulaceae.